Castor canadensis (American beaver) is the source of this 671-nucleotide messenger RNA. NCBI's taxonomy places the organism in Eukaryota, Metazoa, Chordata, Mammalia, Rodentia, Castoridae. The record is from RefSeq and is a predicted model, not a curated record.
UCGGUGACGUCAUUCUGUGCGACUCUGUGGCCCGCCGUCAAGUUUUCUGGUCGCUCUUCCAAACUAUGCCGAAAGUAGUGUCUCGGUCGGUAGUCUGCUCUGACACCCGGGACCGCGAGGAGUAUGACGAUGGCGAGAAGCCACUUCACGUCUACUACUGUUUGUGCGGCCAGAUGGUCCUGGUGCUGGAUUGUCAGUUAGAGAAACUGCCCAUGAGGCCCCGGGACCGAUCCCGUGUGAUUGAUGCUGCCAAACAUGCCCACAAGUUUUGUAACACAGAAGAUGAGGAGACCACGUAUCUUCGGAGGCCUGAAGGCAUUGAACGACAAUACAGGAAGAAGUGUGCAAAGUGUGGACUACCACUCUUCUACCAGUCCCAGCCGAAGAAUGCUCCUGUGACCUUCAUUGUGGAUGGAGCAGUAGUGAAGUUUGGCCAGGGUUUUGGGAAAACAAAUAUAUACACUCAGAAACAAGAGCCUCCUAAAAAGGUGAUGAUGACCAAACGGACUAAAGACAUGGGCAAGUUCAGCUCUGUAACUGUGUCUACCAUUGAUGAGGAGGAAGAAGAGAUUGAGGCUAGGGAAGUUGCUGAUUCGUAUGCACAGAAUGCCAAAGUGAUUGAAAACAACUGGAGCGCAAAAGGCAUGAGUAAGAGGCGCCUGCAAGAGCUG